Molecule: messenger RNA, 1170 nt
Organism: Arctia plantaginis
Lineage: Eukaryota; Metazoa; Arthropoda; Insecta; Lepidoptera; Erebidae
Source: the annotation of a GenBank genome assembly
AUGAAGCAGGUAGCCACACAUCCUGCGCCCGACUCUUCAUUAUACGCUAUCAAACAUUUUCACCACCUGAAGGCUGAUGCAACUCCUGCGUCCGUUAAUGGCAAUGGAUUGGGAAUAGAAGGACUUGUAUACGCACCGCGUCAUGCAUCACUUGAUUAUUAUGCCUUUCCAAGAUAUGCAUUCAAUUAUGCAGUGAGAGAUCCGUACACCGGAGAUAACAAAGCACAAUGGGAGAAACGGGACGGUGACGUAGUUAAAGGUGCAUACUCGCUGGUGGAGCCAGACGGAAAUUUACGUGUAGUAGAAUAUUGGGCGGAUGACAAAUCGGGUUUCAACGCUGUGGUUAAGAAACUCGGUCCAAAUCUUCAUCCUGUAACAUUACCAGCAUCGAUCUACAAAGCGCCUAUUCCCAUGCUGAGUCACGCAUCUGCAGUGGCUCCAAUAUCUAUAGCUUCAAUGUAUAAGCUAGACCAUACAGCCAGCGCACCUCUCAUAUCAAGACCGACCGUCCCAAAACCGAUCGUCACGGGACCAAUUUCAGGACCUAUUAAGACAGUUUCCCCUAUCAAAUCGGUCACUCCAAUAACGCCAAUAGUAAAAUCUGUACACCAAGCUAAAAUAGAAAAUCUUGGAUUAAGCCACACCGGCUUAGCCCACUCUGGAUUAGGACUCGCUGGAUUAGGUCACUCUGGAUUAGGCCUCGCUGGAUUAGGUCACUCUGGAUUAGGUGUCGCUGAUAUUAACCAUGCUGGAUUGGGAUACACUGGAUUAGGUCAUGCUGGAUUAGGUCACCCUGCAUUGGAACACGCUGGAUUGGAACACGAUAGAUUGGGAGACAUCGGAUUGGGACACGCUGGAUUGGAAUACGGUGGAUUGAGACACGAUGUAUUAGGUUACGCUGGUAGAGGACAUACUGUAUAUCCUGCACCACUUCCUAUCAUCAAAUAUAAACAGUUAGUGACAGGUUAUGGUGGGGAGUGGCCUCCACAAAUACCUCAUGCUCCUGCUUCCUCGCCAAUGUUGCAAGCACCACUAGGACCAGAACUCCCAGGAUACGGCUAUUGUCACAAUUGCCAUAAAGAUUCGGAUGCUACAUACAAAAACGAUUAUAGUCAAUAUUUUUUGCCUAACUUAUUGCAACCAAAAUUGCCUUAUGUUGGCGUAAACUGA